Molecule: messenger RNA, 2108 nt
Organism: Rhopalosiphum maidis (corn leaf aphid)
Lineage: Eukaryota; Metazoa; Arthropoda; Insecta; Hemiptera; Aphididae
Exons: 6
Coding region: 198-1892 (564 amino acids)
Source: RefSeq, a predicted model, not a curated record
AUUAGUAUUCCCGCUGUUUUCAGAACGUAAAGAUUACGAUUAUGAUGUUACAACAUUUUUAAGUUUAAAAGUAUUUCAAGUUUUUAAAGUGUGUACUUUCUGAAACAAACGCUAUAAAUUACUUUAAGUGGCAUUAUAAAUAAAAGAUAUUAAUAGUGUUUUGUGAAAAAUAUUUUUACGCGGGAGUUAUUUUCAUAAUGAUCCUAUGUAAAAAAAGAAAAGGUGGUGUCUAUUAUAAAAAGGACAACCCUAAUAGCCUUAAAGGGCCACUAAAAGCGGCUAGACUUUGUAUUUUAAGUUUACUUGUGCCUGGCAUUUUGGUUAUUGCACCAUUGUACGUUCGUUAUCAUGUUUAUUCUGAUCAUAAAUAUCCUUUAGCUAUAACCGACAUGAGAAUAUUAGACCAAAAAAUGUCAACAUUUUGGUGCCAACGCCAUAUAGUGAACACUAAUGCCACUUUUAAUGCAUAUUCAUUGCCAGAAAAACCAACUAUGUUACCAAAAAUGGAAUUUGUUGAAAUGGAAAGGCAUAUUACAUUAGAAGAUGAUAUUAAAGAAUACUGGGGAUUCUAUCUACUAAAAGAUUCAAUCGUAAAAGUGUCUACAUGCUCAAGGUGGCCUGGAGCUAGUAUAAUAGUAAUUAAAGGACACAAACAUUUAAAAGAAUGCGCUUAUAUAGGUGAUAAUUCUAGUGAAGAACUUGAUGAACUUGAAUCUUCUGAAGAAGGUAAUGAUACACAUAUUCCAAAUUUUAUGAGAAAACUUACUUCUGGUAUGACUGUUCCUGAUAUGGCUCCUGACGUGGUCUAUCUUACAAAUCAUCCAAAUGAUACUAAUGUAAACCGCACGUAUUUUAAGAGAUCCAGUAAGACUGCUAAUCAUCACUUAGAUUAUGCUGAAGAUUUAUACCAAAAAGAAAUGAAAGAAAAAAUUGAAAACGAGGAUUAUGUAGUCCAGACUGUAAAAUCUAAACCUGUAUUCACGAACGUUAACGAAAUCAAUAACAUACCUCAAUCAAAAGAAUUGAUCGAAGAAUCGUUACGGAAAUUGGGAAAUCAAGGAAAAGACGGCGCAACACUCUUACGCAAAUUAAAAGAAGUUCUUCAAAAUGAUCUAAAUGAGCCAAUGAAUGAUACAAAUAGACUUUAUCAAAUCAUUGAAAAUGCAAUGGCUGACGAUGAUUCAUCAUGGCGUGGUCCUAGGCUGAGGCAUUAUCGGAAUAGAUUUAAACGAUCCACUGUAAAUGAUAAAGAAGUUCAGGACAACUUGAGCAAAGAAUUAUUUAAACAUGACCAACAAAACGAUGCAGCCAAUGAAGAGGCUGAUCCGAUUUCACCAGAUGGGAUUGCUCAAGUUCGUGGAAAAGUAACAGAAAACAACACACAUACGAUAAAGGAUCGCAGUCAUAGCGAAUUUUGGUCGUCAUUUUCCAGUAGUGAAGAAAUGCUUCUUGAAUGCGAAGGUCUUUUAUUAAGCUUACCAUUAGCUCCACACCAUAAAUGUUUACCUCCGAAUAAAAAUCCUGAUUAUGAAGCAGCCAGCCAUCCAAACACUGUUACUUAUAAGGUUCCUGGUGACGGAUAUUAUUUUUUUGUAUUCAACAGCGAGAACGAGAUUCAAGAUAAUUUUAUACGUAUACAUUUUGCCAUCAAUAAAACCGUAUACGAUGUCUCAAAACCAAUUUCAUCUUGUCUAAAUGUUACUGGUGAAUGUCAACUACCUUUAAACUUUUGGUCACAACAAACAACAGUCUUAGAAAUGUUAAAUCCCGGACCUAAUAGUGAGUCUGGGGAUGAAUUUAUAGCCAUUUCUACAUGUCAGCCCAGAUCUGCAAUAUAUGCCAUAUGUCUAAUAGCAGCACCAGUUCUGUUUGUUUUAUUCUCUUUUCAUUAAUGCUUAAAUCUAAAUUAUCUUUUUUCGUGGAUUUAAUAUAACUAACUAUAUUAAAAAGCAUUUAAAUCAUAAAAUAAGAUCAAAUCAAAACGGUUGGUGAUUUUAAAUGUUGAACCUAAUAAUUAGUUAUAAUAAAUAUUAAUACAAAAAUUAUAGUGAGAAUCCCGUUUGAAGUAUUAAAAUAUCUCAUAAAUUGUAUAUAAAGAUAAUGUAAUA